Messenger RNA from Eubalaena glacialis (North Atlantic right whale), 2723 nucleotides. RefSeq names its product dipeptidyl peptidase like 6 (gene DPP6). NCBI's taxonomy places the organism in Eukaryota, Metazoa, Chordata, Mammalia, Artiodactyla, Balaenidae. The record is from RefSeq and is a predicted model, not a curated record. Gene Ontology annotation, molecular function: dipeptidyl-peptidase activity; serine-type peptidase activity. Gene Ontology annotation, biological process: proteolysis. Bases 1 to 2598 code for a protein of 865 amino acids. The transcript is spliced from 26 exons.
AUGGCUUCGCUGUACCAGAGGUUCACGGGCAAGAUCAACACCUCGCGGUCCUUCCCGGCGCCCCCGGAGGCGAGCCGCCUCCUGGGCGGCCAGGGGCCCGAGGAGGACGGCGCGGGGCCCAAGCCCCUCGGAGCCCAGGCGCCCGCUGCGGCGCCCCCGGAGCGCGGCGGCGGCGGCGGCGGCGGCGCGGGCGGCCGGCCCCGGUUCCAGUACCAGGCGCAGAGCGACUGUGACGACGAGGACGAGCUGGUGGGGAGUAACCCUCCACAGAGAAACUGGAAAGGCAUAGCGAUCGCACUGCUUGUCAUCCUGGUCAUCUGCUCCCUGAUUGUCACCUCAGUGGUGCUGCUGACGCCAGCGGAAGAUAACAGUCUGUCUCAAAAGAAGAAGGUGACUGUGGAAGAUCUCUUCAGUGAAGAUUUCAAAAUUCAUGAUCCCGAGGCUAAGUGGAUAAGUGAUAAAGAAUUCAUCUACAGAGAGCAGAAAGGAAGUGUGAUACUGCAGAAUGUUGAAACAAAUACUUCUACGGUGUUAAUAGAAGGCAAAAAAAUUGAAUCGUUAAGAGCUGUCAGAUACGAAAUAUCUCCAGAUAGAGAGUAUGCUCUUUUUUCAUAUAACGUGGAACCAAUAUAUCAACACUCCUAUACUGGAUAUUAUGUGCUGAGCAAAAUUCCUCAUGGGGAUCCUCAAAGUCUAGAUCCACCAGAAGUCAGCAACGCAAAACUUCAGUAUGCAGGAUGGGGCCCCAAGGGUCAACAGCUGAUAUUUAUCUUUGAAAACAAUAUCUACUACUGUGCACACGUCGGGAAGCAGGCCAUCCGUGUGGUCUCAACUGGGAAGGAAGGCGUGAUUUACAACGGCCUUAGCGACUGGCUGUACGAAGAGGAGAUUUUGAAGACCCACAUCGCCCACUGGUGGUCUCCAGAUGGUACGCGGCUCGCCUACGCCACCAUCAACGACUCCCGGGUGCCAGUCAUGGAGCUGCCCACCUACACCGGCUCCGUCUACCCCACCGUGAAGUCCUACCACUACCCCAAGGCUGGAUGUGAAAACCCCAGUAUCUCCCUGCACGUCAUUGGCCUAAAUGGACCCACGCACGACCUGGAGAUGAUGCCGCCUGACGAUCCACGGAUGAGGGAGUACUACAUCACCAUGGUCAAGUGGGCCACCAGCACCAAGGUCGCCGUGAACUGGCUGAGCCGAGCGCAGAACGUGUCCAUCCUCACCCUCUGCGAUGCCACCACCGGGGUCUGCACCAAGAAACACGAGGAUGAAAGUGAAGCCUGGCUCCACAGACAGAACGAAGAGCCAGUGUUCUCCAAGGACGGCCGGAAGUUCUUCUUUGUCCGAGCGAUCCCGCAGGGGGGGCAGGGCAAGUUCUACCACAUCACGGUGUCCUCCUCCCAGCCUAACAGCAGCAAUGACAACAUCCAGUCCAUCACCUCUGGGGACUGGGACGCGACCAAGAUCCUGUCCUACGACGAGAAGCGGAGUAAGAUCUACUUCCUCAGCACGGAGGACCUGCCGAGGAGACGCCAGUUGUACAGCGCCAACACGGUGGGCAACUUCAACAGGCAGUGCCUGUCCUGCGACCUGGUGGACAACUGCACCUACUUCAGCGCCUCUUUCAGCCCCAGCGCCGACUUCUUCCUGCUCAAGUGCGAAGGUCCUGGGGUCCCCACGGUGACCGUGCACAACACGACAGAUAAGAAAAAAAUUUUUGACCUAGAAACAAACGAACACGUACAGAAAGCCGUAAACGACCGGCAGAUGCCUAAAGUCGAAUACAGGAAAAUCGAGAUUGACGAUUACAACUUGCCCAUUCAGGUCCUCAAGCCAGCGACCUUCACCGACACCGCUCACUACCCCUUGCUCCUGGUGGUGGAUGGCGCCCCGGGGAGCCAGAGCGUGGCCGAGAAGUUUGAGGUGAGCUGGGAGACGGUGAUGGUGAGCAGCCACGGGGCCGUGGUGGUCAAGUGCGACGGCCGCGGCAGCGGCUUCCAAGGGACCAAGCUGCUGCACGAGGUGAAGCGGAGGCUGGGCUCCCUGGAGGAGAAGGACCAGCUGGAGGCUGUGAGGGUGAUGCUGAAGGAGCAGUACAUUGACAAGACGCGCGUGGCCGUGUUUGGGAAGGAUUACGGUGGGUACCUGAGCGCUUACAUCCUGCCAGCGAAGGGCGAGAAUCAAGGCCCGGUUUUCACGUGUGGCUCUGCGCUCUCCCCGAUAACAGACUUCAAGCUCUACGCGUCUGCAUUUUCCGAGAGGUACUUGGGCCUCCACGGACUUGACAACAGAGCGUAUGAGAUGUCCAAGGUGGCGCACCGGGUGUCCACGCUGGAAGGGCAGCAGCUCCUGAUCAUCCACGCGACCGCCGACGAAAAAAUCCAUUUCCAGCACACCGCAGAACUCAUCACGCAGCUCAUUAAGGGGAAGGCGAAUUACAGCUUACAGAUAUACCCGGACGAGAGCCACUACUUCAGCAGCGCCCCCCUGCAACAGCACCUGUACCGAGCCCUCAUCAGCUUCUUCGUGGAGUGCUUCCGGAUCCAGGACAAACUCCCGACAGACGCAGCAAAAGAGGACGAGGAGGAGGACUGACCGCGCCAGCCCGAAGCACAGCCUGGCGCUUCCUGGGACGGUGGCACCGAGCGGGGAGCCCCGCCUCGCUCUCCCUCGGGGGCCUGGGCUGGGGGCGGGAAGCGCCGCCUUCCCAGCAUGCGUGU